Messenger RNA from Leucoraja erinaceus (little skate), 1948 nucleotides. Its product is annotated as DNA translocase FtsK-like. The transcript is spliced from 5 exons. Bases 544 to 1374 code for a protein of 276 amino acids. The record is from RefSeq and is a predicted model, not a curated record. Lineage: Eukaryota; Metazoa; Chordata; Chondrichthyes; Rajiformes; Rajidae.
UCAGUGCAGACACAAAGAGUCGCAGAUUAUUGCAGAUUAACCACUCAUGUUAGUCGAAACAAGGAACUUCAGAUUGCUGGUUUACACACAAAAACGACACAAGGUGCUGGAAUAACUAACAGCGGGUCUGACAGCAUCUACAAGACUGCAGAUGCUGGUUAAAAAAAAAAAGAGACAAUGUGCUGAAGUAACUCAGUAGAUCAGGCAGCAUCUCUGGAGGACGGAAAGAUGCCCAACUCUGUCUGUGGUUCAAAAGCCAGAGAACAAGAUAUGGCAAGCUGUCUCAGAGUGGGAACAAGUCAGGGUCUGGUGGCAAAAACUUUACCCGGAGGCAGCAGUGAAUCAUCAACAAAUGGGACUUUAUCAAUUCACAUGCGCUACGAGUGGAGAGGAGACAGCACCAAGAAGCAAAUUAUUAUAAAAUAGUUAUUGUGAAAUUGAUAAAUUUGAUUGUCAUCUUGCUUGCCAUGUCCUGAUGGUCUUGAAAGUUUGUAAAACACAUUUAUUUUCUUCCAGUUUGACAAGAAGAAGCCACUGCCCAGUAUGUCCAGUGAAGAGGAGUUUGAUACACUUGAGGGAACCUCUGGAUCCACCCCCUCCACCAGUCAGCAGCACAGCAAGAGGAGCAGGACCACUGCCAGCUCCACCCCAACAGCAACUGAGGUAGAGGAGAGAGAGGCAAGUCAGCAGGAGCUGAUCAAGGUGCUCAUGCAACAGGCAACCGAGGCCAGGGAGGCCAGAAAGGCCAUGACAAAGCCCCAGACACCACAUGAGAGGGCUGUUGACACCUUCCUGGGAUUCCUAAAGACUGAGCUGCUCAAGAUACCAGAGAAUGUGUGGUUCAACUACACCAUGGCUGCCAUGACGAUGGCCCAUAACUUCUCCCAGCCAACUCAGCAGCAGAUGGGACACAUGGGACAGCAACAGAUGGGACAGCCACAGACAGGACUGAAGGGACCACCACAACAGAUGCCACUGAUGGAACCACCACAUCAGCAGGCUCACCAGCCACAGUCACUGAUGGGACCACCACGGAUGCCACCACCAGUGAUGUCAUGCUCACCGAUUGCCACCUCGCCCAUGGGCAGGCCACCCAGUUCCACAGGACAGCAGCAGCCCUACUCACAGCAACAGUCUACAUCAACUCCAUCACAGCAGUUAACCACUACAUCAACAUACACUGCCUUGCAGCCUGCAAGAUCUAGUAGCUUAUCUGCACUCUCAGCUGCAUUCACAGACUACCCCAGCCUUGACACACCCAGACCUGCACCAGUGACACCAGGGUGUAUCCCCAGAACAGAGACCCAGGAUGCAAGUAGGGACUUGAGUUUGAGCUUUACAGGAAUAAUGGACACAGAUCGCCCAUCAGUGUAAUGUGUCCAUAAAUUAUUUUAAGUCUUGUAUGUUUUUGCACUUGUAUUAUGUUUGAAGUUUAAAGUUUUAAGUUUAUUGAAACUCAACGAUCCUCCUUGGGGUAUGGGAGUACAUAAAUAAUUGAUAAACACCACAUAUAUACGUCAUACAAUAUAUCGUUAACAGUACAAGCAAAAUGAAGAAAGAAAGAAAGAUAACCCGAUUAUUGAAGUUUUGAAUUUUGGGAUUUUUAUUUGUAUCUUUGUCGUGUAAUGUUUGAGCUUACUAUAAGUCUUUUUGUGAAAUCAUGGUUAAAGGUAUCUGUAACAUGCCUGCCAGACCUGUUGAAGUUGCAAGUUUUAUGGAGAGAAAUACAGGGAACGUUGUGAAUAUACGUAAAUACAAUGUCACAGACGUGCCAUUAUUUGAUAUUUAUUGCCUUUUUUAUAGAUUGAUGGGACUGAUCAGACUGAAGGAGGUGCUUAUAGUGAUGAUUCUUACAGAUAAUUUCAAAUUUUAUGUGAUUAUAAUAAAUUUAUUUUUGUAUACACUGUUGUAUGUUCUUUAUAAUGUAAUAAUAAAUCAAACUUUUUUG